This is a messenger RNA of Adelges cooleyi (spruce gall adelgid), 1815 nucleotides long. RefSeq lists its product as uncharacterized. The record is from RefSeq and is a predicted model, not a curated record. Bases 2 to 1702 code for a protein of 566 amino acids. Lineage: Eukaryota; Metazoa; Arthropoda; Insecta; Hemiptera; Adelgidae. The transcript has 2 exons.
AAUGUUUUUAUUAAAAAUAAUAGUUAUGUUGUUCAGUGUGACGUAUUGCUUUGUUUUAUUAGAGGCGGAAGAUUGGUUGGACAGUCGAUAUCGCGAAACCAUCUUUAACGAACAAUUCGUUUUACGGAUAAAUGUAUUCAAAACCGUAGACUGUGUAAGCGGUAACGGACCCGUUGAGUUGAACCCAAUCGACCAAACCCGGCUGCUUGAGCAGUGCAAAGGCCAAGAGGACUGCAUACAAAGAAAAGAAAUAUCGAUAGAAAAAUAUAAAACAAAAAUGGAAGCGUUGCAGUGUAUAAAUGGCGUGAUUGUUCAUUAUUUAUUGAAUGAAAUAACGGCCGAAAGUUCGGGAGAUAAUCCUUGCAAGUAUAAUAAUGUUUACCGUUGUUAUAAGUUGAUUGUUUUUAUGUCUAGGAUGCUUGCAACGUUGUAUAGAGGCCAAACGUUUGCACAUAAAUGGUUGUGGACUUUGUAUACACGGUUAUUGACUGCCAACAAUUGGCCCUAUGCCUGGUUGGCUGAUGAUAACUUAGAGGAAUAUUCGCAACACCAGAAUGAUCUAUUGAACUACAUCGGUAUGUGCCAGGAAAACCGUUAUUUGCCAACGACCACUGUCAGACCUUCAGCGGCAAAAUCAUUCUACGAUUCCAUAGUGGCCAUGGAUAUAGAUGUUUACAUAGAGCGACUUUACGGUUUACAGUACGACGAACUAUUGUCAGCAAUAUACGAUUACGCUUAUUUAUUCGAAAUUGACUAUAUCGUUUUGGCCGACUACUUCCACCGGGACAGUGAUGUGUUUGGUUCGUUCAGAAGAGCAACUAUAAACUGGGGUUCGGCCAAAGUUCGGCUAAAGUCAAUCAGGUCGACGUUGACCUCUCUGUACCCAACGGACGAGUGGAGACGGAAUCCGUUUAUUUUUACCGAAUAUCACGAUCAAAUCAUGCGCAUAAUGAAAAGCAAAACAUACUACCAUACGUGGUUGCACUUGACAAUUUUCGAAACCAUAUUGAGCAGGGCGGAAAAACACGUUGACGGGGAAUUCAGUUUGAACAUCAGCAACCGAUCGGCGUGGGACAGGAUGUGUUACCAUACUUCCGUUGCCGCUAGAGAAUUUCAAAAUGAGGAUAUAGUGUUUUAUAGUGUCGUGCACCAUUUGUGUACCGACAUAGAGGUGUUCGACCGGAAGUUUCUGUGGCAAGUCCGAUCUAUGGCAGAUUCUCUGAAGGAAAUUAUUUCUAAUGAUUUCAGUGCGAUCGGCGUUGGCGACGACGAGAUUCGCAGCAAUUUCGACGUUACAAGUCGGCUGAGUGGAGAACCAGAAACGAGAGAAACCAUUUGUCAAGAUUUAAUACUUUUGGGCGCUGAUGAAAACGACGUAUAUAUCACACUGUACGGUGUUGGAGAUGUGCCGCAAACACCACAGUCGGACGAGGGUUGGACGACUGAUGACAGUACUAUACUAGAUUCGCAGUCUGAUGACUUAGAUAAAGAUGAAGAUUGUGUUCAACGUGACAGUCAGUCAGACCAACAAUUAACACAUGAAUUCAUAUUGAAUAACGAAUACGAACUUUUUAGAUAUGUCAAUAACUUUAUGCGUAAAAUAUGGUCGUUGGAAUAUUUUUAUAUAUUGUUUUUUAGCAGUGGAAAACAUGAUUUAAACACUACAUUUUUCAGGCAAAACCGAUACACAACACAAUACUAGUAUAGGUUCUUUAAUUAUACGCGAAAUUAUUGUGUGCUCAAGUUCUCGACUUUAAAUAUACUAAAUUGUCCUAAAUAAAUAACUAUGUGCAACUACAAAAAUGUAUUAAAUUU